UAAUUUAAAAAUAAUUGUACCCGCGACCUCUAAUGGCAUCCGCGCGUGAGGGUAAGCCGGAAUUCUGUGGAUAUAUUAUCAAUCUCUGCGUAAAUACAAGCAAGUUCUGGGCCAAGCCAUACCAGGGGGAAUAUACUUGGCCGCCCCACAUACAGGUGAGGCCAAGAUGGGCCACCAAGUCCGCUGUUUCUUUGACAUUGAGAUUGACGGCAUCCCUUCCGGUCGCGUCAUCUUUGAGCUGUUCAGCGAUGCGUGCCCCAAGACAUGCGAGAACUUCAGAGCUCUGUGCACCGGGGAGAUGGGAAAUGGGGCUACCACAGAGAAGCCCUUGCACUAUCGUGGGGUAAAGUUCCACAGGGUGAUCAAGGACUUUAUGAUCCAGGCUGGCGACUUCUCAGCUGGGAAUGGGACAGGCGGGGAGUCCAUCUAUGGGGGCCAGUUUGAAGAUGAAAGCUUUGACCUUCACCAUGAGGAGCCUUUCUUGCUGUCCAUGGCCAACAAAGGGAAGAACACCAAUGGCUCUCAGUUUUUCAUAACAACCCAGCCAGCGACGCACCUUGAUGGGAAGCACGUGGUGUUUGGGCGUGUGGUCAGCGGCCAGGAGGUGGUGGUGGCCAUUGAGAACCUGCCCGUGGAUAACCGCAGCCGCCCCUUGCAACCGGCGGUGAUUUCCGACUGUGGAGAGCUAGUGCUGCAGAGAGCGAAGACCAAAGAGAAGAAGCGCAAAAAGAAGAAAGAAGCUGCUUCAUCAUCAGAGUCCGAUUCUGAUGUGGAUAAGAAAAAGAAAAGGAAGAAGAAGAAGAAAGAAAAGAAGCAGAAACACAAGAAGAAUGAGAGCUCCGGUGAGGAGGGGGAGGUGAAGGACGACGGCUCGGAGGCAGGCGGGGACACGGCCAAGAUGAAGAGCCACCCGCUGGUUUCUGUGUCAAUUAUUAACCCUGAUGAGAUACCAGACGUCCCCAAAAACCGGUUCCUGUACCGUGCUGGACCGGAGAACAACGAUGAGGAGGGCCGGGCUGACAGAGGCAGGGACCGGCCACGCUCCACAGUGCGAGCCUACACCAAGAGCGGCCGCAAGGUCAAAGGCCGAGGCUCCCUGCGGUACCGCACUCCAUCCCGGUCCCGCAGCCGGUCACGCAGCCGCACCCCACCACACUGGAGGCAGGCCCAGAGGCGCACUAUCUCCUAUGACCAGCUGCAGAAAAUGAAUGAGGAGAAGCUGAGGCGGGAGCAGGAGCGACAGGCCAGGCAGCAGGAGAUGGAGGAACGGCGCAAGAGGCGAGAGCAGCGCCACCGAGAGAAUGAGGAGAAUGGAGGGAAGCCUGGCGACAACAAGUACAGUGAGCGAGAGCAGGGCAUGAGGGGCGACUGGCGUGACUCCAGAAUGAGGAGAGACUUUAGAGACGGAAGAGCUCCACAGGGCUGGCGGAACGGACGGGAAAGGCAGCGUGGAGGAGAGCAUGACUGGCGGGAGGCUCAGGAGAGGACUAGGGCUGAAGAGGAGUCCAGGGAAGGGAGGAAUGUGGACUGGAAGGCUGAGAGGGAGGAGGGAGCUUUUGGACACCAGGACUUGAGAAAGAAGCUGCAGAGUCAGAGGGAAAGACCUGAAUCGGGUGCAAGUGAUGUGGGAAGAAAAAUGCAUAAACAAAACCACAACUCAGAGAAAAAUGACUUGAAGAAGGAACAAGAGGACACAAAACACAAGCAGCAAGAUGUUCGCAAGAAAGACAAACAUGAUGACCUUGAUGAAACAGCCCUGGAUUAUGAAGCCAUGGACAAUGAAGAGGAGGAGGAGGAGGACGACGAGGGCAAGAAGAGCGUGAAUGGGAAAUUAAGUGAGACAGCCAAACCCAACCACAAGACACCAGCGGGACAGGAAGUUCAGGAGGAGACGAAAGAAGCUGAGAACGCCCCAGCUGAUGAACAGGAAAGAGAGGUAGAAACUAAGAAGGAGAAUGCAACCACAGCUGAAAAGGACCACAAAGACCACACCCCAGAACGCAAGGGUAGGGAGCAUAAUGAACGCCACAAAGACAGGAGCAGGGAGAGGUACAGGCCAUCAAGAGACAGACCCGGACGUUCUCAGGACAUGCGCAGUAAUCGUUCCAGGGAGAGACGUAUGAAUUGGUCCAGGGAGAGGAGGAACCGAUCCCGGGACAGAUGGGACCGUUCCAAGGAGAGGCGAGACCGAUCCAGAGAUAGAGGAGGCAGGAGAGACAGGUCAAGGGAGCGGAGAGACCGGUCAAGGGACAGGCUUAGAGAGAAGUCUAGGGAAAGGUCGAGAAGCAGGGAUAGGGCGAGGAAUAGGAGACGACACCGCUCAGACUCCAGCAAGAGCAGCAGUAGCAGUAGCAGCAGCAGCAGUAGUAGUAGAAGCAAUUGAGUGGACUACAGGUAUCUUAAAUUUAGUACUUGUCUAACCCAUUGACUGCUUGUGACAAGACUUUUUUUUAUUUAAUUAUAUUUUAUUAUUAUUUCUUAUUUAUUUUAUUUAUUUAUUUAUUUAUUUUUUCUUAUUUAUUUAUUUAUU
This is a messenger RNA of Portunus trituberculatus (swimming crab), 2530 nucleotides long. RefSeq names its product peptidyl-prolyl cis-trans isomerase G-like (gene Moca-cyp). Gene Ontology annotation, cellular component: intracellular membrane-bounded organelle. Gene Ontology annotation, biological process: protein folding; protein peptidyl-prolyl isomerization. Gene Ontology annotation, molecular function: peptidyl-prolyl cis-trans isomerase activity. The record is from RefSeq and is a predicted model, not a curated record. Lineage: Eukaryota; Metazoa; Arthropoda; Malacostraca; Decapoda; Portunidae. The transcript has 12 exons. The coding region runs from base 167 to 2383 and encodes 738 amino acids.